Anopheles darlingi is the source of this 9196-nucleotide messenger RNA. RefSeq names its product membrane-associated guanylate kinase, WW and PDZ domain-containing protein 2 (gene Magi). The transcript has 4 exons. Gene Ontology annotation, molecular function: protein binding. Gene Ontology annotation, biological process: hippo signaling. Gene Ontology annotation, cellular component: cytoplasm. Bases 2332 to 6357 code for a protein of 1341 amino acids. The record is from RefSeq and is a predicted model, not a curated record. NCBI's taxonomy places the organism in Eukaryota, Metazoa, Arthropoda, Insecta, Diptera, Culicidae.
GCGUUGUCGGGCGUUUGGAGUGAAGAGGAAGCCACUCCAAAUCCGCGACGGUCGAUCCCGUUUUUCUCGAGUGUUUGUGUGUAUGUGGCGCUGACCGCUGGUCAGCAUCUUCCCCCGGAUCGUUUCAUCACCGUGUGCAUGUCCUUCGAUGGUCCUUCGUCCACGUAAAACCAUCUUUCGAGGGGCCGCCUUUCGAUGUUGCAACAUAAAAUUCCUUCGCCUUGUUGGCGAUAUGGGGGGGAUGUUGCCGCCGCCUCACGCACACGCUCUCAGCACCGUCGCCGUCCACACUUGUCGUCGUCGUCACCGCGCACACCGUUGCUGCGCUGGAAUGCAAGCGUGGGGAAGAAGAUGAAGAAGCAAAAACGUAACAUUCUUUUCACCCUUCCGGCGUAGUAAAAAAUACCAUCGCGGCACGGGACGCGCUCGCUCGGAGGCUUCUGUCGAUUAUCGAUCGGUCUUGGGGCACCCGCCGCGUGACCCCUCGGCCCCAAGUUUACGGAUGCAAAAGUGUCACCACCUUUCUGAAGGGGGCGCGAGGUGUAGAGCUAGCGGCAGUAUAAAUAUAAGAAGAAGCAACAGCACGCAGUGAUAAAAGGUGUAAAGGCGUAACUGAAGCUCACAGCAGCAGGCAUGUAAGCGAGUGCUCGCAUGAUUUCCACCACGCCGGAGACGCGUAACGUUGACGACAAAACAAAAGGGAACGCCAGCCCCCACGUAGUGAAACCCGAGUGUACGAAAGCGGCGAAAACACCAGAUGAUGGCAGCGACAGUGGUAUGACUCGGGGUAAACCACUAGCUCCCUAGCAUCCCCCGAAGUAUUACCAGCAGCUAGAGGUGCGGAAAUCACCCAACCAGCCAAUCUACGGUGAUCGUGUGAUUGAAUGCGCGUGUCCAUAAUCAAGUUGUUGGCAGUGUGUGCCACUGUGUUCCGCGAUGUCUGGCUCGAGUUUCCCUUUUAGAGCCUCAUAACCAUUUGUCGUGUUUGUUCUGAUAGUGACGAAAAGCAAGAAAAAAAAUGAAUCUCGCGUCAAUCAACUCGCAACAAUGCUAGCACACUCGCGGAACGUGUGAUUUUGUAGAACAACCCGCCAUCGGCCAGACGACGACAGUUGGUGCGUGUGUGUGUGUCUGUGGUUUGGAAUGUUUUGUGCCUUCGAACUCGUGGUUUAGUGCGCGUGUGGAAUCCACGGCUUGCCGCUUAAACGGAAGGAAAAAAACACACAGGAGCCAGAAGUGUUUGAGGCUGGUGGGACGAAGUAAGGAAUGCUUACAACACUACCAGUCGGUGAUUCAUAGCCGUGUUCCAUCGAAAACAAGGUACGACCGGCGAUGAUGAUACACACGGCAGCGACAGCAGCAGCACCGCCACCGCCACCACCACCACAAUCAGGAGCGAACGUUCCGUUCACCGUCAAUCGAACGAAACUCCGCAGAAAGCAGUCACCAAAAAGCAACAAUUCCACCGAGGUGUAAACAGCAACAACGGCAACAAUAAUCGCGUCAUCGUCAUCAACGAUUUGCGUGCAGUGUGCAGUCGAUGGCUUCUUAGAUUUCGCUGCAAAAGGAGACGACUGUGUUUGACCCCGUGACAGCAGCAGUGUGAUCCCGUUGCCGGUAGGACCUUUUCGAGGGGAGGCAUUUGCUUGUGACCCCAAACGAGUGUGUGCGACCCGCAUCGAACACAGACCGUCGCGGUGCGUCAUCGAAAUUCUUCACCUCUCGGGCGCGGGUCUGUGGGGGACCUUCGACUUCGCGCGUUGCGCAGGCUGAAGGUGAAGGUGCGACUUGGUAGCGAAAGACGAUCAUCGCGCUUAGGAACGAAACAUCACCAAAGCAACAAGAGGGCAGGUCGGUUUUUUCGUGGCCAACGUAGCAAGGGGAAAGUGACCAUUCGCCGUGAACGACUGUUCCAUCACCAACCGUUUUUGUGUGUCCGUGAGUGUGUGUGCUUUUUUUUGGAAUGUAAUUGCUGACCAUAGGGGAGCCCUUGAAAGAGCGGAGAUGAGCGCCAAGCUCUGGCAUCAUCGACGAUUAUUGGCCUGAGGCCUGGCUUGGUUGCUCGCUGAUCAUAUGUGAACCUUUCCACCGCAUCCUGAAACAGUGCCAUCGUGAAACGGUGAAACGACCGAGCUCGCGGCUUCGUGUCUUCAUAGCAACGGCUGUGCAUCCGGGGCACAGUGUGUGAUUAUUGGGCGCGUUGUGAUUUAGCGAGACCUGUUAUUUAGCGUGCACGUGAGGAGGUGAAUCUGCCACAGCGUGCAGUGCAUCAUCGUCUCUCCGUCCCGUCACUGCAGGGAGAAAUCCUCCAAGACAGGAAGAAGGUGAAACAUGAGCACGAGUGGCGGUAGCAAAAUGGGCGUGAAAUCGGACUCCGGAAAGGAUCAUUCGUCAUCGGGGGGCGGUAUGAGUGACGAUAACAAUAGUAACAGCACACCACUGAGCGACAUGGCUCAGGUGGCGAAUGGUGGUGGUAGCAGCAGCAACAACAGCAAUGUUGGAGGCGGUGGUAUGACCAACGGCGGUUCUGCUGCGUCCGGCCUAUCGCCGAUCGGCCACGGCGGAAACAACGGCAAUAAUGGUCCUCCGCCCGGUGGCCUGGUCACACAUCAUUACCAGCAGCCUCAUCCCGCGCACCUGCAUCAGCGACACCAUUUCCAUCAUCAUGAGCAGCAGCACCAGCAGCCCAAUGGUGGAUCAUCGAUCAUCGCAGCAGGCGACACGAGUGAAACGGGCAGCUUUUACGACCAAAAAACCGAUCUAAGUUCACCUGUCGGUACCGGUACGGCCGGGAUUAACCAUCACCUGGAGGAUCAGGAUGGUCUUGGGCCGCUGCCGCUUAAGUGGGAAAAAGCGUACACCGACAGUGGCGAGGUGUAUUUUAUCGAUCACAACACCGGUACAUCGCACUGGCUCGAUCCGCGGUUGUCCAAGUUUCAGAAAAAGUCCCUCGAAGACUGCCAGGACGAUGAGUUGCCGUACGGUUGGGAGAAGAUCUGUGAUCCACACUACGGUACCUAUUACAUCGAUCACGUGAACCGUAAAACGCAAUACGAAAACCCGGUACUGCAGGCAAAAAGAAUGCAGGAACAAGGAGGCAGUGGUGGUGCAGGUGGCGGCGGCAUAGGCACUAGUAGUGGUGGUCCCAUGCGGCCACUAGACAAUGGACCACCCGGGCUCGAUGCUCCCGGUAGCGGCGGCGUUGCUUCCGGUGUCAUCGGAAAUGGUGGUGUUGGCGGUGGUCGGGUGAAUCAUUUUACCAAAAACCCGGCCAUGCUGCGCGGUGAACGACUGAUGACCACGCUGGUCAAAUCAACGCGCGGUCUCGGUUUCACGAUCGUCGGUGGUGACGACAGUGUAGAGGAGUUUCUACAGAUCAAAUCAAUCGUCCCGAACGGUCCGGCCUGGCUCGAUGGGAGGCUCAAGAUGGGCGACGUGCUGGUGUACGUGAAUGAUAUCUGCGUGCUCGGGUUCACGCACCACGAGAUGGUCAACAUCUUUCAGUCGAUUAUGCCGGGCGAAGAGGUGCAUUUGGAUGUGUGCCGCGGUUAUCAGCUGCCGUUCGAUCCGAACGAUCCCAACACCGAGGUAGUGACGACGAUCGCCGUCGAUGGGCUCACGAAUGGUGGUGCGGUGACGGACAGUGAGCUGAAGUUUCUCGAAAACGGUGGCUUCCUCGAUCCGGCCGGUCGGUCCUCCGAUGUGCCGCACAAGAAUCCGCUGGCGAAAAUCCAAUCUCCUGGUGGUGUGGUUACCUCGAACGGUGGUGAUGUUUACUUUAACGAUACGCUCUCGUACCAGCAGCACUACAAAGGCAAGACGGUAGGGGGCGCAUUCGAGAUGCCCGAGCUGCUGCACAUCAACAUCGUGAAGAGUGACAAUGGUUUCGGCUUCACGAUCACCGACAGUUCGUACGGGCAGCGUGUCAAGAAGAUACUGGAUCGACAGUGCUGCAAGAAUCUACAGGAGGGCGAUGUACUGCUCAGCAUUAACUCGAUUUCGGUCAAAGAUAUGACCCAUAACGAGGUGGUGCAAGUGUUGAAGGAUUGUCCCAAAAAUAUCGAAACCACGCUGAAGGUUCAGCGUGGACCGGGCGGUCUGUUUGGUGGUGGUAGCGUAGCGGCAGCGAACGUGCACCCUCCGCCGGGCGGCAGCAGCAAGCUGACGAACAAGCUUAGGAAGGGCAUCGAACUGGCCAAGUUUGGUGGCAGCUCGUCCGGUGGUGGUCUGCUGAAGAAGGAAGGUGGCGGUCCGGGUGGAUCGCUCCUGGGGAAUGGAAGCUUGUUUCGCAGCAAAACACCAACCGCCGACCUGUACAGUACACAGACGAAGGAGAUCUUGCCAACGCGCCCGAAAACACCGCUCGUGGAUACGCGGGCGCGAGCGAAAACCCCGUCGUUGCCACUUGCCGAUCUCAAUGCGGAUGAAAUAGAGCUCGAUGGUGGAAAGCUGCAGGUUGCUACGGAGAACGGUGGAAGGUUAGAACUAAAUUUGAAAUCGAACGGCAGCUCUCACGAUACGGACUCAAUUGCGAACGAUAUUGGCAUGUACCAUCAGGCCGAUGAGCAGUAUCACCAUCAUACGCAUCUAAAGCAUUCGAAUCUCUCCGAUCGGCUAGGCGAACUGACGAUCAGCAGCUCGAACAACAGCGAAGCAGCGCUCUAUCACCAUCACCAGCCAGCGUUUCUGCAUCAGCAACAGCAGCAGCAGUUGCAGCAUUCCGCAGGAGCUGGAGGACCUUAUCAUAAUCCCAAUGGUGGCAAUAACAUGGGUGGCGUGGGCGGCUACAAUCAACUUUAUUCUCCUCCACUCGUACCACCACCACCGGUACCUCCUCUUUCGGCUGGUGGUCAGCCGCCAUAUCAUCAUGAGAACUGUUUUUGCUACGAAUGCCAGGACUAUCAACAACGGCAGCAGCAACAACAACAGCAACGGCAUCUCCAGCAGCUGCAUCACCAUCAGCAGCAACAGCAGCAGCACCUGAUGAAUCAACGACAUCAGCUUCCUCCGGGGAAUGCUUCGAUGCAUAAUGUCGGUUCUCCCUCGCCUCACUUGCAACAGCCACAUCAACAGCAGCAGCAGCAGCAGCAGCAACACAAUGCUCCUUACAAUCUGCCACCUCAGAUGAGCGACAACAUUGGUAAACGGUUGAACGAAUAUUUGAUGGAUCGAAAGCGUUCCCUGCAUCAGGGACCUCCCGGUGCUCAAAUUGGACCACCACCUCCGGUGCCGCAGUACGACAAUCUGCAUUAUCCUCAGCACAUGCCACCACCUCAUCACCAGUCACUUCAUCUUCUGCAUGGCCAUCAUCCAGCUCCAACACACGCUCUGUACGAUGCAAUGCCGCCCCAGCAACCGUCACCAUCCAGUCAACACCAUCAUCAUCAACCCUACUACGGCGGUGGCCCUGUUGGUGUUGGCAUGAACCAAUCAGGCAACGCCAACUGGAUGCUCGGACAGGGUCAGCAUCAGCAGUCACAGCUCUCUCCUUCGCAACAUCACUUCUACGCGGGAGGGGGAGGAGGCUAUCCCGGUGUAAACGCUGGGCUACCUCUCUCCUCACAGCAGCUCGACGAGUACACGCUAUCGGAGGUGACACUGGAACGGCAGGCGCUUGGUUUUGGGUUUCGCAUCGUUGGCGGCACAGAAGAGGGAUCCCAGGUGACGGUUGGUCACAUUGUUCCGGGUGGUGCGGCCGAUAAGGAUACGCGUAUCGCGACCGGUGAUGAGAUACUCAACAUCAACGGUGUCAAUGUGGAAAAUGCAUCCCAUCACCGCGUAGUGCAGCUGAUGGGUGAAGCUGGAUUGCGUGGCCAAGUGACGAUGAUAUUACGCCGCCGGCAGCUAUCGAAGCCACCAGCACCGCCACCGAAUCCGCGCUACCCGUAUACGGUGCUAGUGACGCGCAAGGAGAACGAGGGCUUUGGCUUCGUGAUCAUCUCGUCGUCGGGCCAAUUUCUGGGCUCCUCGAUCGGUGAUCUCAUACCGGGCAGCCCGGCGGAAAGGUGCGGUGAACUGAAGAUUGGCGAUCGGAUCAUUGCUGUCAACUCGAUCGACAUUACCGGCAUGAGCCAUAGCGAUGUGGUCAAUCUGAUCAAGGAAUCGGGUCUGCAGGUGAAACUAACGAUCGACAGUCCGCGCGACGGUAUCAUGCAUCCGGCGAUUGGAUCCCUCAUCCAACCGAGCGUACCGACGACAACGUCGGCCGCCGGUUCACCCCAAAACGGUGGGACCGUAGGCGGAGGUCCUCCACAGGUGCUUAGCUCGAACACGGAUCUGUACGUAAGUAGCAACAGUACGUCCGGCGGUAGCACCAACGGUCCAACGAUCAAUCGUUAUCCGGCGAUCAUCUCCUGAUUACGGAUACGACUCCAGCAGCAACUAGUGGAAAAUCCCCGCGGUGGAGGAGACGCUACAACCACUUGAAUGAUUAAGUGAACCAAUUUACCAAAGUUUUAGAGGAAACGGAAAAAUCUGCUAUAAUAGUGUAGGUUAACCUUCGCGUCCCAUCCCGUUGCCGUAUAAACACUUUCAGCAACUCCGACAGCUUGGCACGAUGAUGGCACCCGUUGUUGGCGGAAUCCCGUCCUCUUGCUCAAAUAGCCACCUCAACUUUAGAUUAAGCUAUGAAUAAGAUGCCGGUUAACAGUUCUCGUUGGUGCCCGAUUGUGGUGACAGUGGGCGGCAACGGAGGAAAGCCGCAUGAUUUGUCCCUGCUUUUUCCUGCUGGGACCAGCAAUGCUUUAUGUUCCUUCCUUUGGCCCUCUCUUGCUCUUUCUUGAUCUCUUCUACUGGCUGGGUGUGGUGGUUCACCGUUCUUCGUCUGCAUUCGUUACGAUGCUGUUCUCAGCAGCAGGUAACGCUCAACCACCACCGGUAGGCAACAUAUGAUUAUGAAGCUCCAUUGUAUCCAUUGCCCGUGGGAGAAUGUUUUGAAACAUUCCCACCUUUCGCCAGCCGCCAGCCAACUGGUUUGCCAAUGUUCUGCUGGAAUGGAAGCAAAGUUUUUAUUCUGCGGGACUGUAGCUCCGCAGAUUAAAAACACGAUCGCAAAUGAUAUCUCGCUCGCUCGCCCCGCGGGAAUGACAUUUGGGCAAUAAAAACGUUGCCGAGCAAUUUUUCGUCAUGCUUUAACGAUACCGUAGGGUGGGUCUAUAAUGUAACACGCUUACGGAUGAAUGUAUCUCAUGACAAACGGUAAUAAGCGAUGCAACCUCAUCACAAUCAUGUGCAUAUCAAUUUCUUGUUACAAACAGAACCACUUUCGAACGAGGUGUUGUCGGUUGGAAAAAUUAAAUUAUUGCUACCGGUACCACAACAUAUUCAAAUGCGCCACUUUACAAUCGUUCUCGUUUUCUUUUUGUCGUUUCUCGUUUUGGAUAGUGAACUGAAGAUGGUAGAACCAUCGCGAUGUACUGAUGCGAAAUCUGUGAAAACCAAGUAUGGUAGUGGUUUCUAUUGAAUCAAAUUGAAGGAAGACUUAAACAAAGAAACAAAACGUAAUCCAUCCUGUGAAACAAACAAUUCUUGCCUUACAUACCCACUUAUGAUUAGACGAUCACGCGAAGUUAACAAAAAGGUAGAAAACCAACAAGAGCACCGACGCCCUAGAUGACCACGCGUUGUGUAAGGAAGCAGUAGCCCAAGCCUCAAAUCGUCGUCCCAUUUUUCUUAGCUAAGCAUAUACAAUAACGUGAACGCGGGCAAAUCAUAUAGGAAAGUGCAGUUACGUACGGAGGCUUUGUUGGAGUUUAACCACGUACAGUUUAGCGGAGCGUGAUAAGAUAAUGAAAAGAACUAUAUAGACUAGAGACGGCGCAGCAAGCAGCGUUUUAUGUGUACUUAACAUUUCUUUUGUACUGCUAGUAGCUCAUUUUUUAGAACGAAUUUUACCAGAACCACCACCACGAUCAUCAUCCAAUCAUGUUUUGUGAGGACGUUUUACGUAAACAUAUACAAAACCAUAUAUACGCAUUUACUUAUCUAUCUAUAUACACUGUCACACCUACAUAGUUGGUGUGACAAUUUUGAACGAUCGCAUUUACACACGACAUAAAUACACACUCAAAUCCACAAACAUAAAUAUGUAGAUUAUUAGAUGCUCAUAAAGUUAAAUGUUCCCCCCAUAAAACUGUGUGCCAGUACAAACGCACCGGUAGAUAGUGAUGAAUGAAAGCAAUAAGUGUUGUGUAGAUAUAUCCUUAGGAUCACUGUUGUAUUGAAUGCAAACCUUACGAUCCAUGUUGUUUGUACGAUCGUUAUCUAACAAAUCCCCAUCCCGUGGCCUUCCUCUUAUUGUACAUCACAUUUAGGAACGAAUCAGUUAACACACUUGAGGACGUUCGGGGUGCAUAUGUCUGAGCACAUGAUGAUAUCAGAUGUCAGAAUCAAAACAAAGUGCCUCCCUGUUGUUUUAGAAUUAACAAAAAAAAAGCAGAAAAAGAAACAUUAUUCUACGUUUGUCCCUCGGCAUACUAGCGGAUAGGUAUAAUGCUUUUCCGCUAAAAAUGCGUUCUAAAAUCCGCUCGGUGAAGACUAGAAUACAAUUAAAUGGUGUAAUGUUGUGUUGUAGUGUACGUUUUAUUACGCAAUUUAAAUUUAAAACAAAAAGGGUAAGAUUUUGUGACCAUACCCUUAAGGUCGUUUGUGUUGGCAAUGUACAAAGUUAGGAAAACUAGAACGAGGGCGAUGUUUAUGUAAAUGUUUAUUAAUUAUUCGUUUGCUGUAUGGCUAUUACACGUAGGAGGAGCGAUGAUUAGGAUAAGCAAAAAGUGUAACAUUAUACAAAACAUAUAUACAUACUUAGAGAGAGAUAGAGAAGAUGAAGAUUGUUAACCAAUCUAUUGUUAAUGACACAAAACCUACCGGCACAGCGAUCGUGUUGGUACUGUGGUCAUUUCAGAGGCCCAGUAGGUUUUUGUUGCAAGGGUUUAAUAAUCGUACAAGCAAUAAUCUUCUUCCACACCAAAAGAAUGGCGCGAGGAAAGUGUAACGUAUUCUGUUGCAGUAUUUUCCGAGUAGUGGAAUCAAACAGUGUUUUAUAUACUACAUAUAUACAACAUAAAUAUGGUUACAUAUCUACUAAAAGUUACAAAAAUAGAAAGAGAAAAAGUAUAUGUGAAAACCAACCUCCCUCAAUAAAGCUAGUAGUUGAAUCUGAGCACUGUGUACGGAUGUUUAAAGAUGACCAUCAUGC